This is a messenger RNA of Zootoca vivipara (common lizard), 1121 nucleotides long. RefSeq names its product P2Y purinoceptor 1-like. Gene Ontology annotation, biological process: G protein-coupled receptor signaling pathway. The record is from RefSeq and is a predicted model, not a curated record. Lineage: Eukaryota; Metazoa; Chordata; Lepidosauria; Squamata; Lacertidae. Gene Ontology annotation, molecular function: G protein-coupled receptor activity. Gene Ontology annotation, cellular component: plasma membrane.
UUAAUGGGAUAGCAUCCCAUUCUGACAAAGCUGGAGAUUAAUGGGGAAAUUCCGAGAUGACUUGGAACUCCCAGCCCUGCUCAAUGGAGAAUGCAACCAUUUUUAAACCAGGUAAAAUCCACGGAAGGGUGUCAAAUGCUACUUGCAUUACCUUCUGCUGCAGCAGCUGCAGCAGGCUGGAAUGGUACUGCUACUUUGUGUUUAUACUUUGCUUCUUAGUUGUGCUAAUAGGAUUUCUUGGGAACAUGUUCACGCUGCUCUAUUAUAUUUACACUGUGAAAUCGUGGACCAGCAGUACUGUAUUUUUAUUCAAUUUGGCACUGUGUGACUUCACCUGGAUUUUCCUGAUUCCCUUUUCAGCCUACUACCUUCUGCUUAACCACACAGCAUAUUCUACCCAGAUAUUCUGCCAGGUUAAACGAGUGUUCUUCGACAUUAACGUCUAUGGGAGCAUCUAUUUUCUCACGCUUAUCAGUUUUGACCGAUUUCUAGGUGCCGUCCACCCAAUUCGUUCCUUAAAGUGGUUGGAUAAAAGCAGAGCUACGUACUGCACCAUCGCCAUAUGGAUCCUCAUUUUCAUAGAGUCCAUUCCUGAUUUUUACUACACAUUCAUGGUCCAGAGGAAAAGGGAAUCUGCAGCUUGCCUGGAUAAAGUGGGGGACCCUCUGCACUUUGCGGUGCCUUUUACCAUUUUCAGAGUUCUGUUUGGAUUCCUUAUUCCAGUCAUAGUCAUCUUUACAUGUUACACGUUGACUGUGAAAGCGUUACAGAAAAUGAAAAGCCGCCAACAGAGAAGACACCGCAUUGGAAAGUCCUUGAUAUUGGUUUUAGCUGCCAUGGUUGUUUUUGCGGUGGCAUUCAUUCCCUAUCAUGCCAUGACGACGGCAGUGAUCAUUUACAGAAUGAAUUACCAGCUCAACUCUGACAAUAUACACCUGAUAGUUGUCAUUUAUAAGUUCACCGAAGUCAUUUGUGUUUUGAGCAGCUCCCUAAACCCCAUCAUUUUCGUGCUGGCGAGCAAGAAAUUCCAAGAUAAGGUCAAAACCAUGCAGUGUUCUCCUAAACACAAAUGUCAUUGCUGUCGAUCACAUAAAGUUGGGGACACUGCAGCUGCACUUUGA